AGAUAACUCACUGAAAAUGUUGGGACAGUGUGCAACUGCAAUAAAACAAGCCAAUGCUAUGCUGCGGAUUAUUAGUCUGGAGAUGAACUGUAGUUCUGGCAGGGUCCCCAGGUCCCACCUGGAGGUUGGCAUUCUUUUAGUCUAGCCUAUUCGACUGGGUUGUUAUGAAUGAAAAUACGGGAUAGCUCCAACACUGAGCUCCUUGGAUAAUGGAUGGGCUAUAAUUGUGACCAGUGGAAAUGAGAGAGAAAUUAAAAAUGCUGGAAAUAAAGUGAGGACAUCACAGAUUUGUCCAGGUGAUCGCCCUGUAUCUCAAGAGUAUCAGCAGCCUCUGACAAACUCCUAAGGAAAAGAGGGCCUUUCCCUAUUGGCUAGAACAGCCACACAGGAAAUCCUUUGAGGCACUUAAGAGAUUGGUAACAAUACCUUCUGAAGCGAACGCUGACAGACCGUCUCCCAGGUGAUGCCGAAUCCGUAGAGUUUCGGCCAAGACCCUGAAGGGGGUUCUGUGUUCUCAAAGGGAUGCUGCUGAGCUGCCACCACAGAGGGAAGAAAAAUGGAAAGAAAUGCUUUUGCAGAAGGGAACUAACUCCAUGGAAGCCUUGAAAACUUUGCCUCACUGCACGCCAUGUCUGAAAGUUCCUCAGGUCUGAACACCAGCUGUCUUAGAUUCAGUGCCUCCCAUUCAUCCCCCUGCUCUGAUCUAAGUGAUUCCGAAAUCCCUUUGCCGGUGCUAUCAUCAAGGAACAGAGAGCUUCUCCAACACAGCCGUGAUUCCGGCAUUGCCUCUCCACUUCCAUCAGAUACAUUCAAAUAUCUUACCUGGCAUGAAUUAGAAGAACAUGAUGUUCAAGGGAGUCAAAUCCGUUGCCCCCGCGUGAGAGAAGGGCCUUCUGCAGAAGACUGUUUUUUCAGAAGAAAACAUCACAUUCACUAUGCGAGGAAGCAUGUGACAGAAAAAGAGAAGUGGGAAAAAAGGUUGCAGGAGAACUGGGAAGACUGUACAAGCUUAAACCUUUCAUAUCAGGAUCUGGGUGAUCUUUACCAGGUGGAAAAUUUUAAAAGGAUUCUCCGGCGAUUGAUUCGAGUGGAGAGGCUUUGGUUGGUAGACAACUCAUUGACGGAUCUGAGUGCCAUAUGCUUGCCAAGAUGCAAAGAACUGAAACUCAACAAAAAUCAUUUUACAUCCUUCAAACAGCUGCCAAAGAUACCUGAGAUUCAACACCUGUCCCUAGAAGAAAACAAUAUUGAAAGUCUACAUGGGUUGUCAGGCCUAAGAGGCACUCCACUAGAAUCUCUUGUUCUCAGGAGGAACCCCUGUGAGUUUCAUGAAAACUACAGGCAGCUCAUGUUCUCCAAAUUGCCAAACCUGAAGAUGCUGGAUGGGAUUCCCAAACUGCCAGAGGACUGUCCUUCAACACAAACCAGUUUUCUGUCUAAAAUAUGCACCAUACUAUAGCAUUGCAUUAUGUGAUGAAAUUGAAGGACUUGUCAUGAUUAAUGGAAUAAAUCUUAUGAAUGCAAA
Messenger RNA from Heteronotia binoei (common prickly gecko), 1525 nucleotides. Its product is annotated as probable U2 small nuclear ribonucleoprotein A'. Bases 629 to 1459 code for a protein of 276 amino acids. The record is from RefSeq and is a predicted model, not a curated record. The transcript is spliced from 7 exons. NCBI's taxonomy places the organism in Eukaryota, Metazoa, Chordata, Lepidosauria, Squamata, Gekkonidae. Gene Ontology annotation, molecular function: protein binding.